This is a messenger RNA of Lodderomyces margitis, 498 nucleotides long. RefSeq lists its product as uncharacterized. The record is from RefSeq and is a predicted model, not a curated record. The transcript has a single exon. NCBI's taxonomy places the organism in Eukaryota, Fungi, Ascomycota, Pichiomycetes, Serinales, Debaryomycetaceae. Bases 1 to 498 code for a protein of 165 amino acids. Gene Ontology annotation, cellular component: endosome. Gene Ontology annotation, molecular function: phosphatidylinositol-3-phosphate binding.
AUGAGUCGAAAGAAAUCAAACUCAGUUACCCAAUUGAAUAAUGUGUUGCCUAUACCUAUAGAACUAAACAGUGGAGAAGAUUUGCAAACACAUCAACGCAAUCACCAAAGUCACAUUACCGAUGUACGAGUUGGAGAACAUCACUUAGUACAGGGCAAUACUACAUCAAGUGUAUCUAGUAGUCAACCACAGAAAUACAUUGUAUGGCAAAUUAAAAUCACAAUAAAUGAUUUAGGUUAUUCAUCAAUUGUAAUAUAUAAACGAUAUCGAGAAUUGUUACAAUUGUAUAAUGAUUUGCAACAGUAUUAUAAAGGACAAUCGGAUAUAGUGAUACCUAGGUUUCCGCCAAAGGAUAGUUUUAGUUUUGAACGAUUAGUUAUGAGUAGAAAUUGGUUGGAGGAUAGAAGAAAGGGGUUACAGUGGUUUUUGAGUAGUGUUUUAUUAGAUCCUGUAUUACAAAAGGGUCCUGUUGUUAAACAGUUUGUGUUGGGUAAUUAG